AUAUUCACCAUACCAUACAAACCAUCUACCAUAAAACCCUUAAGAGAAUUCACCUUCUCUUUUGCCUUGAUGAUAUUUUUUUUUCUCCUAUUUUUUUAGCCCCUAUAUUUUUUCAAGGAGCUGUAAUAUUGAGAGUUAGAAAGGAAAGAAAGCGAGUCCUAUGCUAGGGGACUCAAGUAGUGUGCUAGCAACCACAACAACAACCCUUGCUGCUAGUGGUGGUGGAGGAGUAGGUAACAGGGAAGCUCCUCCGUUAACCGGUGGCCAUCAUGAAGGCAGAAACAUUGAUGUUGGAGGUGAAGAUGAUAAAGGAGUUAUUGAAGGUCACCGGGGUAUCGGAGGUAACCGGUGGCCAAGACAAGAGACUAUGGCACUCUUAAAAAUACGGUCCGAUAUGGAUGUUGCGUUUCGUGAUGCUAGUGCUAAAGGCCCUUUAUGGGAGGAUGUUUCCAGGAAGCUAGCAGAGCUUGGUUAUAAUCGAAGUGCCAAGAAGUGCAAAGAGAAAUUCGAGAACGUGUACAAGUACCACAAGAGAACCAAAGAUGGCCGAAGUGGUAAACAAGAAGGCAAGACUUACAGGUUUUUUGAUCAAUUAGAAGCUUUCGAAAGUCACCCCCCUUCACUAUCAUCGCCGCUGCCGCUGCCGCCACAACCAACCAAGCCUCAUAUUCCACCAGCCAACACAUUAGCAAUGCCUGUGGUUAAUCCCUCUCCUAAUGUUGUUGGGACUUCUCACAAUACUGUUCCAUCAACAGCAGCUGCCACCCUUGCUACAGAUUACACGUCUCAAGGCAUUGUCACUUCAGCUAUAAAUCUUGCAGUUCCUCCAUUUCCUUCAACAGACCCUACAAUCUCCCCCCCGUCACAAGCAACAAACCCUACAAAUCAUCCUCAAACUAAUAUUCCAUCUUCUUUUCCAAACUUUUCCUCAGAUCUUAACUCCAAUUUCACUUCUUCAUCAACAUCCUCGGACGUGGAACUGCAAGGGCGUCGUAAGAGGAAAAGGAAAUGGAAGGACUUUUUUGAAAGGCUAAUGACCGAAGUGAUCCAGAAGCAAGAGGAGACGCAGAAUAAGUUCUUGGAAGCAAUUGAGAAACGCGAACAUGAAAGAAUGGUCAGAGAAGAGUCCUGGAGAAUGCAAGAAAUGGCCAGAAUCAAUAGAGAGCGCGAGACCUCAGCCCAGGAAAGAUCCACGGCUGCAAUUAAAGGUGCUGCAGUAAUGGCAUUUUUGCAAAAAUUAUCUGAACAACAAAAUCCGGGUCAAGUACAAAAUAAUCCACCCCCAACACAGCCGCCGCCGCCGCCACCAGCGCUCCCUCCGAUAUCACAGCAAACACCAACACCUACGACUCCACCGCCACUGCCAGAGGCACAAGUGCCGCCACCACAACCGGUGGCUAAUCUGGACAUAAUGAAAUCAGAUAAUGGGGAUCAGAAUUUUAUGUCAGCAAGCUCUUCAAGAUGGCCUAAAGUAGAAGUUGAAGCUUUGAUCGGGCUAAGGACUAAUCUUGAUUGCAAGUACCAAGAAAAUGGACCCAAAGGGCCACUAUGGGAGGAGAUCUCAGCUGGAAUGAGAAAGCUUGGUUACAAUCGCAAUGCAAAACGAUGCAAAGAGAAGUGGGAGAAUAUCAAUAAGUACUUCAAGAAAGUGAAAGAGAGUAACAAGAAAAGGCCUGAGGAUUCGAAAACAUGUCCGUAUUUUCACCAACUUGAUGCUUUAUACAAGGAGAAAAACAAGAUUGAUGGUCCGUCCAAUAGUACUCAUCAUAUGAAACCUCAAAAUUUAGUGCCUUUGACGGUACUCCCUGAGCAACAAUGGCCUCCCCCUCAACAAGAACAUAGACCUGAUUCAGUGAUGGAGGAUUUAGAAAGUGAUGAUCAUCAAAAUCAGGAGGACGAAGAUGACAAGUUUGUGGAUGAUGAAGAUGAAGAUGAAGAUGAAGCUAGUGGCUAUGAAAUUGUAGCAAACAAACAAACAUCAAUGAACACAGCCAGGUGAGAGUUUUAAGUCCACAGAAGCAAAUUAACUCUUUGGGUAUUCAGAGGAAUACCGGCAAGAGCGGCGGAUU
Messenger RNA from Populus euphratica (Euphrates poplar), 2069 nucleotides. Its product is annotated as trihelix transcription factor GT-2-like. The transcript has 2 exons. The record is from RefSeq and is a predicted model, not a curated record. NCBI's taxonomy places the organism in Eukaryota, Viridiplantae, Streptophyta, Magnoliopsida, Malpighiales, Salicaceae. Bases 161 to 1999 code for a protein of 612 amino acids.